AUGGUCCUGCUGCUGCUCCUGGCCAUGCUGUGGGGUGGGUCACAGGCUCAGGACGCAAGGUACGAGCUGCACAUGCAGAGAGCGGUGACGCUACAAAAGGGCCUGUGUGCACUUUUGCCCUGCACCGUCAACUACCCCCAAACUGACUGGACCCAGGAGACUCGGGCUUGUGGCUUCUGGUACCGAGUGGGGCCCCCGAAGAGUCUCGUGGCUACCAACUGCUCUCCUGAAAAGGUGCAUCACAGCACCAAAGGGCGGUUCCAGCUUCUGGGCCAGCCCAAGGACUGGAGCUGCUCCUUGCUCAUCACAGACGUCCAGGAAAGUGACCGGGGUGUCUAUUACUUCCGAGUGGAGAGGGGGCCCACAGUGGUCUACAGUUACUUGAAUGACCAGCUCUCCCUGGAAGUGAACGCUCUGACCCAGAAGCCCGACAUCUACAUCCUUGAGCCCCUGUGGCCUGGACACCGAGCGACUGUCAUCUGUGUGUUCAACACCUUUGCGGAGUGUCCGGCCCCCACCUUCUCCUGGGAGGGGGCUGCCGUCUCUUCGAGGAGGACCCAAGCCGGCACCCACAUGUCUUCGGUGCUCACGCUCGAACCCAGACCCCAGGACCACAGCACCGACCUCACCUGCCGUGUGCGCUUUGCCCCAAGCGGCUUGAGCACAGAGAAGAAGCUGAGGCUGGAAGUGGCCUAUGCCCCCAAAGACCUGGUCAUCAGCGUUUCUCGGGCCAAAGGGGCAGCCCCGCAGCUCCAGGAAAGAGACUCUCCCCUGCAGGCCCGGAAAGGCCAGUUUCUGCAGCUGCUCUGUGAGGCCGACAGCCUGCCCCACGCCACUCUGACCUGGGCCCUGGAGGGCCGAGUGGUGUCGUGCUCCCGUCCGCAGGGCCCCGAGGCCCUAGCGCUGGUGCUGCCCGCAGUGACGGAGGGAGACGCGGGGACCUACACCUGCCGGGCGGAGAACCCGCUGGGCUCACAGAUCCGCAGGCUCCACCUGGUCGUGCAGUAUCCCCCUGAAAACCUGAGAGUGGUGUUCACCGUGGAAAACAGGAUAGUCGAGGAAACCUCCAGCAAAACCGCAAGCUUCUGGGUGCUUCAGGGCCGGAGCCUGCAGCUGCUCUGCGUGGCCCACAGCAACCCUCCAGCCAACGUCAGCUGGGCUGGGGGCCCGCUGGCGCCGAACCCUGUGCAGUCCCAGGUACCUGGGCUCCUGCUCCUGCCCAGGGUUCAGCCGGACCAGGAAGGAGAAUUUACCUGCAGCGCUGAGAACCUGCUCGGCUCCCAGAGCGUGUCUGUCCACAUCCAAGUGCACUCCUCCCCGCUGUUGCUGGGCCCCUCCUGCUCCUGGAAGGCCCAGGGCCUACACUGUAGCUGCUCCUCCCACGCCCGGCCCGCCCCUGCCCUGCGCUGGUGGCUGGAUCAGGGGCUGCUGCCAGAGAACCGCAGCAACGCCUCCUUCCAGGUCACCUCCAGCUCCCAGGGGCCCUGGGCCAACAGCUCCCUGAGCCUCCGGGACGGCUUCGGCACCGGCCUCACGGUCCGCUGCGAGGCCCGAAAUGUCCGCGGGAAGCAGAGCGCCUGGGUCCUGCCUCAACCAGAGCCCCCCUCCUGCAGCUGUGAGCUCCCAGAGCAGCGGGGCUCCUGGCCGCUGGUGCUCACCCUGAUCCGGGGCGCCCUCAUGGGGGCCGGCUACCUCCUCACCUAUGGCCUCACCUGGGCCUACUACAGCAGGUCCACAUAG
Messenger RNA from Sorex araneus (European shrew), 1740 nucleotides. RefSeq names its product sialic acid-binding Ig-like lectin 10. The transcript is spliced from 10 exons. Lineage: Eukaryota; Metazoa; Chordata; Mammalia; Eulipotyphla; Soricidae. Gene Ontology annotation, cellular component: plasma membrane. Gene Ontology annotation, molecular function: sialic acid binding. The record is from RefSeq and is a predicted model, not a curated record. Bases 1 to 1740 code for a protein of 579 amino acids. Gene Ontology annotation, biological process: cell adhesion.